Molecule: messenger RNA, 1612 nt
Organism: Columba livia (rock pigeon)
Lineage: Eukaryota; Metazoa; Chordata; Aves; Columbiformes; Columbidae
Gene: SMS
Product: spermine synthase
Exons: 11
Coding region: 145-1248 (367 amino acids)
Biological process (GO): spermine biosynthetic process
Molecular function (GO): spermine synthase activity
Source: RefSeq, a predicted model, not a curated record
CCCCGCCGGCCCGGGCCCCGCCCCGCGCGGCGCGCCCCCACCCCCGCGGCGCCGCAGCAGCCCCCGCGCGCAUAUAGGCUCGUCCGCCGCACUCCCCGCGCCGCCGCCGCCUCCUCCAGGCAUGGCACAGGGCUCUACCUCACUAUGGCAGCAGCGCGGCACAGUACCCUGGACUUCCUGCUCGGCGCCACAGUUGAUUGCAAUGCCGUUCUUAAAGCUCUACAGCCCAUUUUUCAGGAGCAGGGAAUGACAGAAACAGUUCAUAACUGGGAAGACCAUGGCUAUUUAGCAACGUACAUCAAAAAAAAUGGCAGCUUUGCCAAUUUGAGAAUUCACCCUCAUGGAUUAGUGUUGGUGGAUCUGCAGAGUUACAAUGAUCAUAUGAAAGGAAGAGAGGAAGUUGAUCAGCUUCUAAACAAAGUAGAAGAAAGAAUGCAAGAGUUGUUUCAUGGUAAUAUAAAAAGGGUGAAACGAUUGCCAGCCAUUUUGAGAGGAGGUGUCAUUGAUAGAUACUGGCCCACUGCUGAUGGGCGCCUGGUGGAGUAUGACAUAGAUGAAGUUGUUUAUGAUGAAGAUUCACCUUUUCAGAAUAUUAAAAUUCUGCAUUCAAAACAGUUUGGGAAUAUUCUUAUCCUCAGUGGGGAUGUUAAUCUGGCAGAGAGUGACCUGGCAUAUACUCAAGCCAUAAUGGGCAGUGGAAAGGAAGACUAUGCUGGGAAAGAAGUGCUAAUCCUGGGAGGUGGUGAUGGAGGUAUACUGUAUGAGAUAGUCAAACUGAAGCCAAAGAUGGUUACUAUGGUAGAGAUUGACCAAAUGGUGAUCGACGGGUGUAAAAAAUACAUGCGUAAAACAUGUGGAGAUGUUUUAGACAAUCUGAAAGGAGAGUGCUAUCAGGUUCUAAUUGAAGACUGUAUUCCUGUACUGAAGAGGUAUGCCAAAGAAGGAAGGAUGUUUGAUUAUGUAAUUAAUGAUCUGACGGCUGUUCCAAUCUCCACAUCUCCAGAAGAAGAUUCCACAUGGGAGUUUCUGCGGUUGAUUCUUGACCUCUCAAUGAAAGUCCUGAAACAAGAUGGAAAAUACUUCACACAGGGAAACUGUAUCAAUCUGACGGAUGCCUUGACUCUGUAUGAAGAACAGCUUAGCAGGCUUUAUUGUCCUGUGGAGUUUUCGAAAGAAACUGUGUGUGUUCCCUCCUACAUGGAAUUAUGGGUAUUCUACACUAUUUGGAAGAAACCAACUGACAUCUGAACAUAGAGAUUAUUAGAGAUUAUCCUAAAUGUACAAGCUGCAUGGAGCAUAUAGGCCUGCCACAUGCUGCAUAUUGGCAUCUUGAACCUUUAAAUUAUAUGCUGUAGAUGAUCCUGAAACUUAGUCAUGCUAUUGAUUGUGAAUUCUUUAAAUGUUUUUUAUUAUUAUUUUAAUUUAAAAGCAAAUGGAAAAUGUAUAUUUUGAUGAGCUAGGCUGUUAUUUUUGAAAGUCAACUUAAAGAUGAAUAGGCAGCAAAACUGUAUAGCUGCUGAAUGCACUGAACCUUUAGAAUGUGAUCCUUUUUAUUUUUUGUAGAUCUUCACAAACUGAUUAAAAAAGACAUCUUUAGCAUUUCAUCCCUGAA